Opisthorchis viverrini is the source of this 2516-nucleotide messenger RNA. RefSeq lists its product as hypothetical. NCBI's taxonomy places the organism in Eukaryota, Metazoa, Platyhelminthes, Trematoda, Opisthorchiida, Opisthorchiidae. Gene Ontology annotation, cellular component: plasma membrane. The transcript is spliced from 7 exons. Gene Ontology annotation, molecular function: transmembrane transporter activity. The record is from RefSeq and is a predicted model, not a curated record. Gene Ontology annotation, biological process: transport; magnesium ion homeostasis. The annotation marks the transcript as partial.
CCCAAUGUUCCUUUGAAAUUCUAUGCAUUCGGAAUUAAUCUUGACACAGUCGAGACACUGGCGUUAUCUGCACGUGACAAACCAGAUGGAUAUGAUUGCGACAAUGAUCGAAUAACUAAUCCAUUCAAGACAUGGUCUGCAAACACCUCCCAUUUGCUAUUCCAGAUAACUUUGACUCGUGUUAUAGCCUCUGGAACCCUGCUAUUUUUAUGUACAAAGGAGAAAGAAGAAAACAAGAGUCAUCGAUGGAGACAUAGAGAAACCAUUUACCCUGAAGGGAUCAAGCUUAUUUACUCAGACUUCGAACUUCCUCCCUAUGCCAUGAUCAUCAUAAUGAUUAUUGCUUUGAUUUUUUCGGCUUGCUUCAGUGGACUUCAUAUUGGUCUGUUGAAGCUGGACAAAGUUAUGCUUCAGGUUGUGAAAACCGCCGGAUCCCCAGAUGAGCAGUCGUAUGCGGCAGUUAUUAUGCCGGUGAGAGAAAAUGGUAACAGAUUACUAUGCACAUUGUUGCUGUCGAACGUUGCCGCUAAUGUAGUGUUUUCGAUUACGGCUGACAAAGUCAUCGGAACUGGAGCACUGGCCAUCACAGUGGCAACCUUGCUGAUUGUGGUGUUUGGAGAGUUGCUACCUCAGGCUCUGUGUACAAAUUACGGUCUGUUGAUCGGAGCGAAAACCGUACCUUUGACUCAGUUUUUACUGUUCAUCACCGCACCGGUAUCUUAUCCCGUGAGUCUUAUACUGGAUAAAAUUUUUGGCGAGGAAAUAGGACAAGUUUACAACAGAGAAAAACUUAAGGCCCUCAUAUUAGCACAGAAGUCCUAUGGAUAUGUUGGCGAUGAUGAAGUGAACAUAAUCACUGGUGCCUUGUCCAUGAAUACCAAGACAGCAGCUGAUGUCAUGACACCUAUUGAUGAUGUUUAUAUGUUGCCCCACAACGCCGUUCUGGAUUUUCAGACAACGAACGACAUAAUAACGCACGGAUUUACAAGGGUUCCCAUCUAUGAGGGCAGUAGAAGCAACAUAUGUACAGUGCUAAAUGUGAAGGAUCUUGCGUUUGUAGAUCCCAAUGAUCGCAUACCUGUUGCAACUGUGUGCAAGUUCUAUAACAGAAAAUUUGUUGAAGUUGAUGGAGGAAAACCACUUUGUGAAAUACUUCGAAUUUUCAAGCAAGGAAGUUCGCAUUUGGCAGUCAUAACUGCAUCCCAGAUGUCAGAUGAUUCAACCGAACAAAAAGCGCGAACAAUUGGAGUCGUCACACUUGAGGAUAUCAUCGAAGAAAUACUGCAAGAAGAGAUCAUUGAUGAAACGGAUAUAUUCAAUACCAAGUCCUUCAGCUCACAGUACGUACAUAUAUACAUACUACAAAGCCUGUUGAACGGACCUGUGCUACGAGAGUAUGAUUUCGAGCCACAAAAUACCAAACAGAACAAACUCUACGUUGCCGGUGAAGCUGCAGUUUGUGCAACUCUCGUUUUACAAGGACACCUUUUCGUGGAAUUUAGCAAAGAAGGACUACAGUUCGAAACCGGAGCGUUCACGUUUUUCGGAGAGACAAUCUUCAACGAGAUCAACACGAUUCUUCCCGAAAUGCCAGAAGCUUGGAACCUUUCUGAACUACUAAGCAAAGUAUCCAGUGUCACCCAGUUCAUCCCUGAUUAUACUGUGACACUACAAAGCACUGUUCAGUGUCUGGAACUUACAGGUGAACAUUAUCUUGUGGCACGGUACCUCUCGGACUGUCUUCAAAAAGAUCCUAAUCCCGAAGAAUUCUCCUGGAUAGGCCAAAGUAACUACUUUCGCGAUGCAUGGGAAGCACGCCAGUCUUCAUCAAUGGGCAGUGAGAUAAAGGAAAGAAGCAGACCCCAAGAGUUAUGAAAUACUGCCAUUAGAGGUCAUUGAGGUCAGUGGCUUAUUUACUUCGCAAGUACCAAGUGGUUGCACGAAUCCAGGAGUCAUUCACAAACGACGUGGGUCAGCUGCUCACCCAGUUGGGAAAGGAAUAAAAGCAACAGUAUUGAAUAGUUGAUAUUGUUCAUUCAGUGUUAUCAUCGUUUUACAAUCGUUUUCAGUUGGCUUUUCUUCAUUCUCUUUAUCUUCGCUACAUUCUUGAUCUGAGGUGGAAAACAGUAGGACCAUGACAAUCCAAUGUCUUACCGGGAUGACAACCUCUGAUCGUUUCUCAUUUUCCAGUUUUCUUUGUCUUUUCUCUUCCUCUUUGAGGCGUUUGUUGCGUUUUCGAGUUGCUCUUUCUUCUUUCAUUUUGUUUCCGACUGCUCGGACACGUUUCUUCUCUUCUGUAUCGGCCAUGCGUUUUGAGAAAGAUGUUCGGAUGCCUUUGCCUUUCUUGAUCGCGCUAUGUCUUGGGUGAGAAAAGUGGAUGAAGGAAUAUGGACGGUCACUAGUGGGCUUGACCUUUAUAAAUGGUAAAGUGCGUCUGGGUAAAAAAAUACCAGUCAUACAGGGGUAUGAAAAACACUUGCAUGUGGACUUUUCGGCCAACCAUUGACCAAAUAGCU